AUGGCCGGAUUUAGCUUCGCCAAGAAGUUUACUCAUAAGAAACAUGGAAAAACACCUUCUGAUGCUUCCAUCUCUGACCAAUCUAGGGAAGCUUCAUUGUCAACUCCUCCAAAUGAAAAGUUCUUCACAAAACAAGAAACGCCUCAGAAAGGACGUCAAUUCUCACAAGGUUAUCGUCCUAACGGUAAUAAGACCAGUUCACCUCCUACGUUUGCCAAAAAGCAGCAAGCAGAAUCAAGGAUCCAGCCAAGUGCAGUGCCACCUCAGCAACGAAAUGUAUCGGGACCAUCUACCACUCUCCAUAAACAACCAUCAAAGCAGAGAGGAUACACCGUGUGGAAUAGAAUAAAGUUACAGAACUCACCUUUCCCACGUUAUAGACAUGUUGCCUCUGCAUACGUUACAGACAAAAACCAAAUUUAUGUUAUCGGAGGGCUUCAUGAUCAAUCUGUAUACGGUGAUACAUGGAUAUUAACGGCCCUUGAUAAUGCCACCAAAUUUUCUACCACUACGAUAGACAUAAGUGAAGCCACGCCACCACCAAGAGUGGGUCAUGCUGCCGUUCUAUGCGGGAAUGCUUUUGUUGUAUUCGGCGGUGACACACACAAAGUCAAUAAGGAAGGUUUAAUGGAUGAUGAUAUAUACCUUUUGAAUAUCAACUCUUACAAGUGGACAGUCCCUGCACCCGUGGGGCCACGUCCAUUAGGCAGAUAUGGUCAUAAAAUUUCAAUCAUCGCCACAACUCAAAUGAAAACGAAACUAUACGUUUUUGGUGGUCAAUUUGAUGACACCUAUUUCAACGACUUGGCUGUUUAUGAUCUAUCCUCUUUUAGAAGACCGGAUUCACAUUGGGAAUUUUUGAAACCGAAGGCAUUUACGCCACCACCUAUUACGAAUUUUACAAUGAUAUCAUAUGAUUCAAAACUAUGGGUAUUUGGUGGUGACACAUUACAAGGUUUAAUCAAUGACGUGUUUAUGUAUGAUCCAGCGAUUAAUGAUUGGUUUAUCAUCGAGACCACUGGUGAGAAGCCUCCUCCAGUUCAAGAACACGCUUCUGUAGUUUACAAUGAUUUAAUGUGUGUGGUGGGUGGAAAAGACGAGCAUGACGCCUACUUGAAUUCCGUGUAUUUCUUGAACUUGAAAUCGCAUAAAUGGUUUAAGUUACCUGUAUUUACAGCGGGAAUCCCGCAAGGUCGGUCCGGCCAUUCACUAACAUUAUUGAAAGAUGAUAAGAUUUUAAUUAUGGGAGGUGACAAAUUUGAUUACGCCAGAGUCGAAGAAUUCGACUUACAUACCUCCGAUAUUGACUUACAAAGAGGCACGAUUGUUUAUACGCUAGAUUUGGCACGCAUAAAAGACCUUUGUCCCGGGAUAAUGGAUGCUUUGAACGAAAUCGCUGCUGAGAAAAAUGGUAGUCUUGAUUUGGCGACGCCAGUUACGCCAGUUACGCCAGUUUCUCUUCAAAACAAUAGUACGAACUUGCCGAAUUCAGCCGGACUCCCAGCUUCUGCUCCAUCGUCCGCAGCGAAGUCUUUCCCAGAUUUUGAUCAUGGUAACAGAGAUGUUAAUAACGGAGAGCUUCCAGUGGAGCCUGAGAGCCAAAAUCAUACGGUACACUCAGAAUCUCAUUUAAUUGCUGAACCAAACAUUUUGACUCCGUAUGUGCCUCCAGAAAGCUCCCAAACGCCUAUUAUGAAAACAACUUCAAACAAACCAUUUAGUACACCUAUUAUCGAAAAAGGAACUGAAACUGCUGGAAUUAUUGAAUCGCCAAAUGAAAACUAUAGUAUUCCGUCUUCAAACUAUGGAAAAAACCUCACUCCAUUAAAGCAAAUCAAGAGUAACUCCUCCCCAAUUGUAGAAACGUUAUUAAGCAACGAAAUAAAUACGUUCCAGAAUGACAACGUGGAUGAAACGGAACUUCAUACUGACGCUGAUGAAAAAACGGACUCUACGAUCCCUUCUAACCAAAAAAUGAACGGGAAAACUUCAAGGGCAUCAGUGCCAGGCAAUAUUGAGGAAGAAAGCGGCGCUGUUGUUGCUGAUGACGACGAUGAAAUUGGUGUAGCUCAAAUGGCCAGCUCCCCAUCAAAAGAUCAGUUCAAAAUAAAGCAUUAUAAUGAAUCUCUAGAAUUGUCGCAAAAAACUGCUGAGAUCGAAAAAUUAUCUGAGCCUGUAGAUAUUGCAAUAAAGAAAAGCGAUACCACAGGCCAUGAUUCUACUGAGCAUGAUGUUGCAAUAAAUGAGGAAAAGGAUUUGGCCGGGAUCGUAAACGCUUCAUCUGAUGUAAAAAAGGAAAAAUUAAAUGUUCCAGAAAAUGGAAGCGUUACUUCUGAAGUCGUGGACAGAGCACUAUUCGAAAAGUUAAGGUCUGAAUUACAGUCCUUGAAAGAACUUACACAUGAAAAAGCACUUGAGGCCGGUGCUCACAUAAAAGAGUUAGAAACGGAGCUGUGGCGGUUGAAAUCUCAGAGCAGCACUGGAACAGCCAAAGAAAUGGAUGAGUUGGACUCUGUUAGACUACAGUCGAAAUGUGAAAUACUAGAAGCAGAUAAUCACUCUCUCGAAGACAAAGUCAAUGAGCUAGAGGACUUAGUAAAUAGCAAAUUCUUAAACAUGGAAAGUCUAAACGCAAUUGUGCAAUUUCAAAAUGAACGAAUCAAGUCGAUCGAGCUAGAACCUGAUUACAAAGAAAAGCUUGAAAAAUUACAAAUAGAACACGAAAACCUGAGUAGAGAAAAUGAACGGUUGAGAGAUGAGAGUAUGCGACAAAGCGAAGAUAUCAUUAAACAAGUCACGGAUUACUCAUUACAAUUGGGUUCACUAAUAAACUAUUGGAAAGAAGGCAAGACCAGCUCUUCGCUUCAUGCAUCUUCUUCUUCAUUGUUGUCCGUGUCGGACGGAAACGAUGAAAAAUGUAUAAACGAACCCUAUGGUGAUCAAAGCCGUCACCAUCGUGUGGUAAUUAACAAACUAACAAAUAGAUUGGAUGAUUUGUUGGAGAAGAGCCAGGAGCUAACCAUCUCAAAAGAAAAACUGUCUUCUGAAUACCAUGCUUUGAAGAUGGAACACAGCUCGUUGAGUCAGGAUGUGUUGGUGAAGGAGAAUGAAAUCAAAAAGAUACAAAGCGAUUAUAAGGAAAGCAUAAGUUCUAUGGAUAGUGCAAGUAAGGCACUAACAGUUUCGCAAAGGGAACUAGAAAAGUAUAAGAGUUUGAGCAAAAAGCUGAUUGACGAGCUAGAUGAAUUGAACUUCAAAAACAACGUCGGCAGUAAAAAUUCUGAUGGGUUCAAAAGCGCUGACCAGACCCCUGGCAGUGCUGACAACAGCAACACUAUGAGGGAGAACCAAUUCAAUAUCAAGAUAAACGACCUAAAAGCAGAACUUUUCAUUACUAAUCACGAAAGAGAUGACCUGAAAGGCGAAGUGUUAGAGUUGAAGAAGAGAUUAUUGAAUUUAGAGAAUAGUGUUGAAAAAACCAAUGAGGAUGACGACAAUAACUUAUUAUAA
Saccharomyces kudriavzevii IFO 1802 is the source of this 3510-nucleotide messenger RNA. RefSeq names its product Kel1p (gene KEL1). The record is from RefSeq and is a predicted model, not a curated record. NCBI's taxonomy places the organism in Eukaryota, Fungi, Ascomycota, Saccharomycetes, Saccharomycetales, Saccharomycetaceae. Gene Ontology annotation, molecular function: protein binding. Bases 1 to 3510 code for a protein of 1169 amino acids. Gene Ontology annotation, biological process: regulation of cell shape. The transcript has a single exon.